GACGUCAUAGCGUCAUUCCGUGUUUGAGACUUUAGUAAUCUAUUCUAGCGGCCGGCCAUCUUGUUAAGAGUAUAAGUGGAAUAAGCAAUAAUCUUGUGAAUAUUUAGAACACGUGCUUUAAUAUUAGUGAUAUAUAUAAGUAAUUUUUUUAAUAUAAUUUACAAUGGUGCCGCAAACGAAAGUGUUCGUUGGAAGUUUACCACAGGGAUCGAAGCCAGAGGAUUUGAGAAAACUUUUUGAACGUUUCGGAGUCGUCACAGAAUGCGAUAUAAUGAACAGAUGCGGCUUCGUACACAUGCAGACAGAGGACCAAGCAUCCGCGGCCAUACGAGCCUUGAACAACUCCUCAUUCAAUGGCGGCGUAAUUACCGUCGAACGUGGUAGGAUUAAGGAACGGGGACAACGAAGCGGCGGCGGUCGCGGUGGUAUGAGGGGUGGCAUGCGAGGAUCGAUGGACCGUCGAGGCGGAGGCCCAAUGCGUGGGGGUCCGCCGCCGCGGGACGCUCCAUACCCACCGAUGCGUGAUUCCCGCGGAAUGGGUCCUAUGAGAGGGGCUGACAUGCGUGGACCGCCAAUGGGAGGAGGCGGUAUGGGUAUGAGAAAUGGAAUGGGUGGCGGAGCCCCAUACGACCGCGGCAUGGAGCGCCCUCCCAUGGGUGGCGGCUAUGACGACCGCUACAACGGUUAUGGAGGAGAAGACCGUCGCGGAUUCGCAUUAAUGGACGGACGCGGUGCCAGAGACCAAUAUGGCGCUCCACCUCCGAUGUACCCUGAUGACAGAAGAGGUUACGGUGCUCCCGUGGACGACAUGGCCGCCAUGUACCCGGACGAUAGACGUGCGCCCAUGUACCCAGAUGAAAGAGACAUGAUCGACAGACGAGCUCCAAUGAGAGGUGGACCGAUGCCGAUGUCAUCUGGCUAUGACAGAGCGCCGCCUCGCGCUGCCCCCAUGGGCAACGGAGACAUGUACAGCAGGAGGACACCACCACCCAUGCGUGGAGCUGGUUCAGCGGGUGGCUAUGACCGAGACCCCUACGGCCAGGCGUACCCCCCCAUGGGACGCGGAGGCGCGCGCGGGCCACGAGACGCACUUCCGCGGCGCUACUAGCGUCUAGCGCCCGGCGGACGGUCGCCACACACGAUAACUCGUACGAGAAUGAAUCAUGCGUCUAACAAAUAAGUCUCUAAGUGAUUGUAUAAGAUUAUUAAGAUGUAUAUUUUUAAUUUAGAUUAAUUAAACUCCAUUUUGGGAUGUCCCGUGUCUUUUCUUUGUGUUGUUCCGAUCGAUCCCGUCCCGAGACAUGUUCAUGUGCAUGCUCCUCUCAACAUCCACACGCUUGACUCCGCUUCACCUCUGGUUGCGGCUGUUGUUUUAACAUGUUGUUGACUUGCAGGAAUUACAUAUCUAGUUAGCCCGACCACGUGACCGCUGUUACAUACAUACAUACUUGCUACUGACCUGAUCUGUUGUUAUGAACAUGCUUACUACCUUUACUGUAUUUAAAGAGUGCACUUGACGUUUGAGUAUCGAACUGUCGGUAAAGACGCCGCAACACGGCUGUUAGGUAAAACAGUACGUUCGGUGGCGGCUCCCAGCGCAGCGCUCGAUGUGUCUACGAACUAUGAACAUGUUGUGUCUAACGUUAUCUACGAGCGUCUACUUUCACACCGAAAGUGCGUGCGAGUCCUUUCAGACGUUAGUAGCGGCCGUGCGGCGGAGAGUCUUAGUCGAUGCUAUGAACGUCCGGCGAUACGACUCCGGCCUUAACGUUAGGGGACGCCGCCCGACGACGAGGAACGCUAAACGUAACAACCGAUGUGGCCUCCGCCCGGCUGAACACAGGAAGUGCGCUGACACCUGGAAGACAACAACACGAGAGACGCGAAGCGGGACCGAGGAGGGAUCCGUUUGAGGUUUAGAGAUUAAUAAAAUUGUGCUGAAAA
Molecule: messenger RNA, 1944 nt
Organism: Danaus plexippus (monarch butterfly)
Lineage: Eukaryota; Metazoa; Arthropoda; Insecta; Lepidoptera; Nymphalidae
Gene: Bmp-2
Product: RNA-binding protein 4.1
Exons: 5
Coding region: 164-1108 (314 amino acids)
Cellular component (GO): cytosol
Molecular function (GO): mRNA binding
Source: RefSeq, a predicted model, not a curated record